AUGUCAAUUGAUCCUGCUUCGACACGUCCUCCUUCGGAGGGUCUACCCUCUCCUGCUGGAGUGAAUGGCCACAGCAAUGGCCUGUCAACUCCACAAUUGGUUGUCGGUGGUAGUGGUUCCUCUGGUCCUGGAACCCCAAUUGGGUUCCAGCGCUUUCCUCACAACAAACAUCUCGACCAUGUCAUCAGAACGCCCGGUCGUCAACCCUCCCCGCAACCAGUGCACCUGGGACUGCCCGGCCACCAUAGGGUCUUGUCAGAAGAAGGAUCUGGCUAUAUUUCGGCCAAAUUCGAAGGCAAACAGGAACAAAUGGAGCAGGUCAUGGACCGCUUGGAGGAAAAAGGGUUCUUCCCCAGUGAUUUCGUUGUCUCAGAAACCACUUGGUUCUACAACAUGCUCGGAAUCGACGACAUGUAUUUCCAGACUGAAUCUGUAGAAUCCAUAGUCACUCAGAUCCUGUCCUUGUAUGCAGCCAAAGUAGCUGCCUAUGCCCGUGACGAUAAGCGUUUGGAGAUCCGUCUCGACAAGGAAGACGAAGACCAUGCCGUCUACAUUGAUACCAGCAAACCUGGUGUGACCACCCUUGACGGCCCAAAUUACGAGUCACGCAUCGAUUCCAAAUACAUCGACGGCUCUAGACCGGGAAGAAGUUAUCGAGUCGAGAGUUUCCGCUCCACCAGCCCCUUACCAGGGGAGGAUGCACAGCAACUGCGUUGUUACUUUGUCUACAAAUGCCAGUUCGCCAACCCUAAUCCAGACCCCGAUGAGACCAACAUCGAGAUCAUCGGCGAGAAGCGCUUUCUCCAAAAGGCAACUGCAAACACUAAGGCCAUCUAUCAAGAGGUCAUCUCUAAUGCGGUCUCCCGAACCGGUCCUGUUAUCGAAGUCUUUGACAUUGAGAACAGCCGUGAAAAACGUUUGGUUGUGGCUUAUCGCCAAGGAUCUGCCAUGGGCAUUUUCAGCGCCCUGUCUGAUCUCUACCAUUACUACCGAUUGACCAGCUCGAGGAAGUACCUCGAGAGCUUUUCUAACGGAAUCAACGUCAUCUCGCUCUACCUGAGACCCGUCUCUAAUGAGAUUUCGCAAAAGUAUCCCCCCAUUGAAGCUGCCAUCCACCAGAUUGUGAAGGAAGUCUCUCUUUUGUACUGUGUACCGCAAAACCGUUUCCAGAAUCACUUUGCUUCUGGCCGGCUGAGUCUGCAAGAGACUAUUUAUUCUCAUUGUGCCUGGGUCUUUAUCCAACAAUUCCUGAAUCGUCUUGGGUCCGAGUAUACUUCGUUGACGGCACUUUUGGACUCUAGCAACAGCGUACAUGCAGAGCUUUUGGCCAAGAUUAAGAAACGACUCCGUACUGAGACGUUUACGUCGGAUUAUAUCUUUGAGAUUAUUAACAAAUACCCAGAUCUCAUUCACAAGCUCUACCUCGAUUUUGCCAGCACUCAUUACGUGCAGACUGGAGACCCGCAGGAUGAUUUCCUGCCUACACUUAGUUAUUUGCGUUUGCAAGUCGAUGAAAUCUUGGACGAUGCCAAACUCAAAGAAAUUAUCAGCCGAACUGCGGUCAACGAGCACGACGAGAUGGUGAUGACCGCUUUCCGGACCUUCAACAGAGCCAUCUUGAAGACAAACUUCUACACCCCAACAAAGGUGGCACUGAGUUUCCGUCUGCAUCCCGACUUUUUGCCAGAGCAUGAGUACCCACAACGUCUAUACGGCAUGUUCCUUGUGAUCAGUUCCGAGUUCAGAGGUUUCCACCUCCGUUUCCGCGACAUUGCUCGCGGUGGAAUUCGCAUUGUUAAGAGUAGAAACAAAGAAUCUUACGGUAUUAAUGCUCGGUCUUUGUUUGAUGAAAACUACAACCUUGCCAAUACGCAACAGCGUAAGAAUAAGGAUAUUCCCGAAGGUGGUGCCAAAGGUGUCAUCCUUCUUGAUGUCGACCAUCAAGACAAAGCUCGUGUGGCGUUUGAGAAGUAUAUCGACAGUAUUCUCGAUCUUCUUAUCCCACCAACCAGUCCUGGUAUCAAAGAUCCCAUCGUCGAUCUUCACGGAAAGGACGAGAUUCUUUUCAUGGGCCCCGAUGAGAACACGGCAGAUCUUGUUGACUGGGCUACUGAGCAUGCCAGGAAACGAGGCGCGCCGUGGUGGAAGUCUUUCUUCACAGGAAAGAGUCCUAGACUGGGCGGUAUCCCCCACGAUGCUUAUGGCAUGACCACUCUUUCUGUGCGUCAGUAUGUCCUCGGUAUCUACCGCAAAUUGAACAUCGACCCUUCCACCGUCAAGAAGUUGCAGACUGGUGGUCCCGAUGGUGAUCUGGGAUCCAACGAAAUUUUGCUCGGAAACGAAAAUUACAUAGCAAUUGUAGAUGGAUCUGGUGUGCUUGUCGAUCCCAACGGAUUGGACCGCGAUGAGUUGGUGAAACUCGCAAAGAAACGAGUCAUGAUUUCACAGUACGAUCUGUCAAAGCUAUCAGCUCAAGGCUACCGUGUCCUUGUGGAAGAUUCAAACGUGAAGCUUCCUUCGGGCGAAGUUGUCAACAACGGCAUGCUUUUCCGAAACACAUUCCAUCUCCGAAAGGAAUCCCAAGUGGAUCUUUUUGUUCCUUGUGGAGGACGACCAGAGUCGAUUGACUUGAGCACUGUGAACAAACUGAUUGUAAACGGCAAAUCGGUGAUUCCGUACAUUGUCGAAGGGGCUAACCUUUUUAUUACGCAAGAUGCGAAGCUUCGAUUGGAAAAGGCAGGCUGCAUCUUGUACAAAGAUGCGUCAGCUAACAAGGGUGGUGUGACAUCCUCGUCACUCGAAGUCUUGGCCUCAUUGUCGUUGGACGACAAGGAAUUCGUCCAGAACAUGUGUGUUGCUGAAGAUGGAACCGUACCCGCCUUCUACCAGGAAUACGUGAAGGAAGUACAGGAAAUCAUCAAACGCAAUGCCACCUUGGAAUUUGAGGCGAUAUGGCUUGAACACGAACGCACAGGACUGUUGCGUAGUGUGCUCAGCGACAGAUUGAGUCUGGCUAUUACGAACCUCGACGAGGAGUUGCAAAAGACAUCGUUGUGGAAUAAUGUCCAAUUGCGCCGCAAGGUUUUGGAAGAUGCUCUUCCACGACUACUCUUGGAGAAGGUUGGACUUGAUACGAUAUUGACUCGGGUACCGGAAAACUAUCUCCGAUCAAUCUUUGGCAGUUAUUUGGCUAGUCGUUUCGUGUACGAAUACGGCAGUAACCCAAGCCAAUUUGCAUUCUUUGAUUUCAUGUCGAAAAAGUUCUCUUCCCAACUGUUGAAUUCGAAAUGAUCUCAUUUCAUGACUUAUUGUCAUCUCUAGCAUCAAUUAUCUUUAUAAUCGGGAUCCAUCGUCGUCCUACCAUUAGGACGAGCGUCAUUUUGGCCUUUUCGCAUGGGAUGAGGAGAAACAAUUGCUUUUGGGGAAAAGGUCUGCAUAAACCAUCAAUCAAUUACUUGUAAUAAACCAAUUGGCCAGAGUGUGUGUGUUGUGUGUGUACUAAUGUUUCUACUUUUGUUUCAUGUCUAGCCUGUUUUUGAUAUCAGCUGUAUUACCUAUCCUACUAUUCUAUUUUCUGUCGGAAUUAGAUAUUAUACAUGUCUUGAAAUGCAGCAGGCCCAUUUCGGAAUCUUUCCUAUCAUUAUCUCCGUAACGGAUCUCCAAUCCAGGCUCUAAGCAUGAAUAUUCUUCUCAUCUGAAUGAUUCAUAUCCCAUUCAAUCAUACAACCAGUCUAUACACAUACAUUUAUCUAGGACCCAUCAGGGUUGAUUACAACAUCGCAGCCAAAUCAUCCUCAAACCCCUGAAGCCGCAAUCCCGUUUCCGUCUCGGUUCGAGGCAGGUUUUCCAAUUCUUGCCAGACUGUCGGAUGGGUUUCUACGGUCCAUUGUUGGAUUCCCUCUUUGGCGUAUUCGUGGGCGCAGGAGUUGUAUAUUCUUGCGAUCCUGUUGAAAUAUCAGCAAAAAGGGAA
This is a messenger RNA of Talaromyces stipitatus ATCC 10500, 3970 nucleotides long. RefSeq names its product NAD dependent glutamate dehydrogenase, putative. The record is from RefSeq and is a predicted model, not a curated record. Gene Ontology annotation, molecular function: L-glutamate dehydrogenase (NAD+) activity. The coding region runs from base 1 to 3291 and encodes 1096 amino acids. Lineage: Eukaryota; Fungi; Ascomycota; Eurotiomycetes; Eurotiales; Trichocomaceae. Gene Ontology annotation, cellular component: mitochondrion. The transcript is spliced from 4 exons.